This is a messenger RNA of Tachysurus vachellii, 2781 nucleotides long. RefSeq names its product poly(A)-specific ribonuclease (deadenylation nuclease) (gene parn). The transcript has 26 exons. Gene Ontology annotation, cellular component: nucleus; cytoplasm. NCBI's taxonomy places the organism in Eukaryota, Metazoa, Chordata, Actinopteri, Siluriformes, Bagridae. Gene Ontology annotation, biological process: nuclear-transcribed mRNA poly(A) tail shortening. Gene Ontology annotation, molecular function: poly(A)-specific ribonuclease activity; metal ion binding; RNA binding. The record is from RefSeq and is a predicted model, not a curated record. The coding region runs from base 84 to 2060 and encodes 658 amino acids.
CGGAAGUGCUUUCGUGUGAGCCGGAAGUGACGGAUGUGAGGGGUUAAAGCGGCAGAGAGCGACAGCGUUCUCACACUGCAGUGAUGGAGGUAACACGACAGAGUUUUAAAGACACCCUGCGUGUUAUUUACAGCGCUGUGGACGACGCAGACUUUCUGGCCAUCGAUGGAGAGUUUUCAGGUCUGAGUGACGGUCCGGCUGUCAGCAUGUUGACCAAUGGGAUGGACACACCAGAGGAGCGCUACAGCAAACUCAGGAAGCACUCUAUGGACUUCCUGCUCUUUCAGUUUGGCCUCUGCACCUUCAGAUAUGACCAGUCACGCGCCCAGUAUUUCACUAAAGCUUUUAACUUCUACAUUUUCCCCAAACCGUUCAGCAGAUCAUCACCUGAUAUUAAAUUCAUCUGCCAGAGCUCCAGUAUUGAAUUCCUGGCCAGUCAGGGGUUCGACUUCAACAAGGUGUUCCGUGAUGGGAUUCCGUACCUGAACCAGGAGGAGGAGUCUCAGUUAAGGGAGCAGUAUGAGGAGAGGAGGAGUCAAAACAAUGGGGUGGGGACUCCAUCCUACAUCUCACCCACUUCCUGUAAGGGACCGAUGAACAUUCCUGAGGAGCACAAAGACUUUAUCAACAGAGUCAUUGAAAAAGUGGAAGCGCUUCUGAACAACUCUGAGAAGACGGUGUCCUUGGAGCCGUGCUCUGGGUUUCAGAGAAAGCUCAUCUAUCAGACCCUGAACUGGAAGUUUCCCAAAGGACUUCAUAUUGAAACUGUGGAGAAUGACAAAAAGGAACGUUUUAUCCAGAUCAGUAAGGUGGAUGAAGAUGAGAGGAGGAGGAUUGAGCAGCAGAAACAUGAGCGGGAGCAGGAGGAACUGAAUGAUGCAGUGGGUUUUUCCAGAAUCAUACACGCCAUUUCUAAAUCUGGUAAACUGGUGGUUGGUCACAACAUGCUGCUGGAUGUCAUGCACACCAUCCACCAGUUCUACUGCCCCCUGCCCGAGGAGUUGGACGACUUCAAAGAGGUCACAAUGUGUGUGUUUCCCCGACUUUUGGAUACAAAGCUGAUGGCAUCUACACAGCCUUUCAAGGAGCUGAUUACAAACACGUCUCUGGCAGAGCUGGAGAAGCAGCUAAAGGAAAAGCCUUUUAAAGCACCUAAAGUUGAAUGUUCUGAGGGAUUUCAGAGUUAUGACACUGCGUCUGAGCAACUGCACGAAGCUGGCUAUGAUGCAUACAUCACCGGACUUUGCUUCAUCUCCAUGGCUAACUACCUAGGUUCAUUCCUCACACCCCCAAGAGCUCACAUCUCUGCUCGCUCCAAACUCAUCGAGCCUUUUUACAACAAGUUGUUCCUUAUGCGGGUAGCUGACAUUCCUUACAUGAACAUUAGUGGACCAGACUUGCAGCCGAAGCGGGACAACGUUCUGUACGUCACAUUCCCUAAAGAAUGGAAGACCAGUGACUUGUACCAGCUGUUCAGUGCCUUCGGAAACAUCCAGGUGUCUUGGGUGGACGAUACGUCAGCGUUCGUGUCCCUCAGCCAGCUGGAGCAGGUGCAGAUCGCGGUGAACACGAGUCAGUACGCAGAGAGUUAUCGCAUCCAGACGUAUGCAGAGUACAUGCAGGCCAAACAGAAGAAUACCCACACACACAGGAAGUGGGGAGAUGAUGGGUGGGCGGAGCCUCCUCCCUACCGUGGUGUUGCCAUGACUGCAGUUUCUGCAGUACAAGACAGGUGUACAGUGAGAGGGAAGAGGAGCAUCAGCCCCACUCAGGACACUCACAACUCCUUCACGACCGCUGAUGGCAACUGGAGUGACUACAGCAACACAAAGAGGAUAAAAAAAGAUGGUGCUUUGAGUGCCGACGACUCGUUCGCUGGUGCCGCAGGCUCCAAGACGACAGAUGACUGGCUCAGAACCGCGCCUAAAGGGGGCGCUGCUUCUCAAAGGCCAGAAACUGAAGCUCAGUCAGAAGACACAUGGCCUCAGUCCUCCACCAAUCAGAAUCAGGGGUCUCAGGCCACGUCGUCCGGCCUGUUUGACGUCCCUCAAGUUUGGUAGCAACAACCAAUCGGAGGUCUUUAUCUGAAAGAGGCUGAUCAUCCAAUUAGGGGCCUCCACUUGAGAACGCAGCUAGCCAACAGCCACUCAGGAGAGACUUAUUUAUACUGUCUCUUUGGAUUGGCUGUUAGGAGGGACUGCUUGCUCGACAGCCAAUAAGCAGGGAGUGAGACAACUCUCAAACAAACGAGCCAAUCAGAAGCCUCCAUCUAAGACUGCAGCUACAUAACAGCCAAUCAGCAGAGAGGCUACUGGAUCACACAAUCACAUGACCUGAAGCCAUAAACAUUCUUGGGGUAUUUCUCUCUUACACACACCGUUGUAGUGGGGUGUGUGUGUGUGUGUGAGAGAGAGAGCUGUGGCUGAUCCAAUUGUAGAAGAUUUAAAAAUGUGAUCAGAGAUUUUUAAACACUGUAAUUUUUUUUUUGUCUGAAUUUUUAAGUAUGUUUCCUGUGCAGACUGAUUAGCCCCUGCCCCUGCCCCCUACACCUACCCCCGCCCUUUUUAGCAUGCAUGCCCCAUCAAGCAGCUCUAUUUAUUCCCUCUGUGAGUCUGCAUGUUGUCUAUGUUGUUGUUGUCCGUCUCGUACAGCAGCCGCAGGAACGGGGAAAUAAAAAAAAAAGUCCCACGUUUGUCAGAAUCAGGCCAUGUAUCUGUUUUCUUUUGUAUGAUGACGUCCUCUUUCUGAGAGGGUAAAAGAAUUAAAGAAGGUUUCUUAUUA